Penicillium canariense is the source of this 3183-nucleotide messenger RNA. RefSeq lists its product as uncharacterized. The record is from RefSeq and is a predicted model, not a curated record. Gene Ontology annotation, biological process: positive regulation of transcription by RNA polymerase II. Gene Ontology annotation, molecular function: DNA-binding transcription factor activity, RNA polymerase II-specific; zinc ion binding; transcription cis-regulatory region binding. Bases 1 to 3183 code for a protein of 1060 amino acids. Gene Ontology annotation, cellular component: nucleus. The transcript has 5 exons. Lineage: Eukaryota; Fungi; Ascomycota; Eurotiomycetes; Eurotiales; Aspergillaceae.
AUGUGCACAGUUCCCACCGGCCGUGACCUGCAUUCUAUCCCCAGGGCCGUCAUGGUAGGAGAUUUUGAGGAUGCGCCCGGGUCGUCGGCGGAUCCAUCUAUUGACAUCACCCAUACGGCCGAGCCGCCCGCGGUCAGGCAAUCCGGGUCCCGCCGUAACCCAAAGAAACGGACCAAAACUGGUUGCUUAACUUGUCGGAAACGUCGCAUCAAGUGCGGAGAGGAGAAGCCCAUAUGCAGCAACUGCAUCAAGUCCAAGCGUAUCUGCGAAGGCUAUGCGCAACGCGUCAUUUUCAAGAACCCGCUGGGGAUCUUCGGAUCCUAUGGCCCACCACCCGGUCAGGAUCCUCAGAUGCAACAGCACCAUAUGAGAGUCCCACUAUUCAAUGACUUUAGCUCUCUCCCGGCUCAGCAGGCGGCCGCGGCAGCCCAACAUCCCAUGUUGGCCCCACGACCCAUUGACCCAGCGACAAUGGGAUAUCAUUCGCUCCAGGCAUCUGAAAUAGCAGCCCCAGAGGGAUCUCCAACAGCAAAUGCCCCUCAAUUUUAUUAUCCGGCACCACCAGGGCACGUACCGCCUCAAUCAUGGCCGCAGCUAGGGCAACAGCCUGCCCCAGUGCCACCAUCCUCAGCCCCAAUUGACUACUCCCAAUUGCAGGCUGCGGCAGCGAGCUCUUUUCAGGGCGUGGAAGAAUAUAAGGAGGAGUCGACCUCACAAUAUCCGCAACCCAUCACCUAUUGGACGAAUGUCAACCGGGGCCAAGAAUAUGCAUCCACUUCUCUGCCACCACCCCCGACUGGAUCACAGACAGGGAAGGGCGCCGAGAAUCCCCUAUUUCCUCAACCCACCCAGCCCGCAGAGGCUAUAUUUCAGUACGACCAACAAUCAGGACAAAUACCUCCGCAACUGGAUUCAUCCGGGCAAUUCAUUCAGCAAUAUCAUCAGCAGGUUAUAUUUGUGGAGGAUGAGAAUGAAGACUACUACGAUGUGGAAUCUGACGAGGAGAUGGUGGAUCAGGCUCAGGCUGAGGGUUUCAACCAGUUGAGUUUGAUCAUGGCUUCUGCGAACCAUGAUGAUCGUCGACUUCGAUCGUUCACGACUCAUCUCAAUGAGCCCAACAUCCUUGCCUCCUAUUAUCCCACGCUCGGAUCAUCUCCUCUCAACAAUCCCAAAACGGCGCGCAUCUUCGCCCACUUCAUCCACUCAACUGGGCCCUCGUUGUCCAUAUUCGAACGCCAUCCAACCGACUCCUCGAUCGUCCUGGGAGUCCCAGUCCCACCUGCACAACAAGGUCUUUGGACCUACACCCUCCCUCUCAUGGCCUUGGAAAAUCCCGCCUUACUCCAGGCGAUUCUCGCUGUCAGCAGUUUGCACAUUGCAUACUUGCAGGGUGUACCCACUACCGUUUCUCUCAAACACUACCACUAUGCAUUGAAGCGUAUCAGCCGCGCCGUCGGCCUCCCCCUUCGUCGGAAACAGAUCGGCACACUGGCUGCCACCCAACUUCUAGCCUACUACGAAGUCAUAUCCGCCGAUCAUUCCAAGUGGAACAGUCAUGUUGCUGGUGCCGCCCAGCUAAUCAAGGAGGUUGACUUCGCGGGUACGACCCGGGAUCUCCGCGCUCACCGGCGUGGACUCAGUGAGCAGCGCCGCCAGAUGGGGUGGUCCAACUCGAUGAUGUACCAUCACGGUUUCGGUCCUGAUAUAACUGAGGAUGACCCAUUUGCGGAGAAAGAGGGCAGUGUGGACCAAGCUCUCAUCGGAUCUCUCUUGGGACGAAUAGUCAACUUCGAUGAAUUCGGCCGCGUGGAAGAUGACCACGUGCACAGCCCAAGGAAGCAUUUCUCUCGCAAAGACAUCGAGAACUUCCGGAUCCAAUGCGAUCUCUACUGGUGGUUUACCAAGCACGAUGUGUUCCACAGUUUGAUCAGUGGAGACAAGUUGUUCAUGCCCUACUAUCUGCAGUGCCAAUGCCCGCCCCGAGCAGCCAUCGGCCGGCUCGAUGCCAUCUACGGGUCAGCUGACUCCCUCUGGCUGCUGCUUGCCCGUGUGUCGGACUAUGGCUACCGUGAUCGGAAAAGAAAGUUGAGGGCUCUUCGGGCUGUGGGAACUGUAUGGAAGCCUACGCCUGGAAUGUUCAAGUAUAUGGGUCGCUUCUCUGGCAGCGAUCCCAGCAAGAUGAAAGGGCCGCCCGAGGGUCCACAGCCUCCAGGCCCUCCUGGAGGACCUCCUUCAGCCGGCUCCUUUCAUCCUAAAGGAUCGGUUCCUCCAUCGGAUUCAUCAGGGGUUUCACCGGGCCAAGGAAGUGGUCCACCAGUGCCAGCUUUGCCUCCGAUGUAUGGUAUGGUGCCGCCACAUGGUCCGACACGCCUCCCGUCUGGAUUUGCAGAGGGCCGCCAUGACCGGCGCGAGUCCCCUGAAGAGGAAGAGGAAGGUGAUGACUUCACAUACGCGGACGCAGAGCAUGAAUGGGAGGAGAUUUUGGUGGCCAUGGACAUCUUCGCCAAAGCCUUAGGACGCGAUUUUCAGCCGCUCCCCGCAGACGUCACGCAGUCCAUCCCAACACCCUUUGGGUCGGCGCUUCAGUACCGCACGCACACGAUCGCGGUCAUCUGGGGCUUCUACUACGCCGGCCGCAUCCUGCUGCACCGACUGCACCCCUCCAUGCCCCCGGCCAUGAUGAUGGCGGCCGGUGUGGCCGCCCCAACAACCGCAGAGUAUGCACAGAUCGUCGGCAGAAUUACCGGCGGUAUUUAUUACCCCCAGCGCUACAACCUUGAAGCCGGCAGUCUGAGCCCGACACUCGGCUCUUCACUCACGGAGAUGACGGUGCCGAUCUUCUUUGCGGCCGUGCAGUACAUGGACCCUGCGCAGCGUGGCUGGACCAUCGCAAAGCUGCAUGACGUAUCUCGGUUGACUGGCUGGAAGACGUCAGAGGCCAUCGCCAGUGGCUGUGAAAAGGCCUGGACCAUGGCAGCCGCGCACGGCCGCGGACCACCAUACGAGCGAUCGUUUGACUCCGACCGCCAACGUGCGCCCCUUCCACUCGAUAUACUCAAGCGCGACCAGGGAACGCAGUAUAGCGACGAUCGGCGGUUUAUCACGAUCGAGCCGCCCGACCGAGCUUUUCUAGCGAUGGGGCUGUUGAGUUUGGAGGGCGAUAUGCAAAACCUGGAGGUGUAG